Molecule: messenger RNA, 900 nt
Organism: Trichoplax adhaerens
Lineage: Eukaryota; Metazoa; Placozoa; Uniplacotomia; Trichoplacea; Trichoplacidae
Exons: 8
Coding region: 1-900 (299 amino acids)
Biological process (GO): DNA replication, removal of RNA primer; mismatch repair
Cellular component (GO): ribonuclease H2 complex
Molecular function (GO): RNA binding; RNA-DNA hybrid ribonuclease activity
Source: RefSeq, a predicted model, not a curated record
AUGGAUAUUAGUCAGUACGAAAUGGAUAAUAGUAAAAGCUGUGUGUUGACUUCUGGCACACCGCAAGCUGCUCAAAAUGAACCGUGUUGCUUAGGUAUCGACGAAGCAGGCCGAGGUCCAGUUCUAGGUGCAAUGGUUUACGGUGCUUGUUAUUAUCCAUUAUCACAAUCUGAAAAAGUGAAGGAAUUAGGAGUAGCAGACUCUAAGGUUCUUACGGAAGAUAUGAGAGACGAACUAUUUCAAAAGAUAAACUCGGAUGAUUCUGUUGGUUGGUUAGUAGAGAUUAUUUCACCCAGCGAUAUAUCCACAAAAAUGCUUGCAAGGACGAAAUAUAGCUUAAAUGCCGUAUCGCAUGAUGCCGCUAUAAACUUGAUAAGACAAUCGAUCCAGAAGGGAGUUCAAGUAAAAGAGAUUUACGUCGAUACCGUUGGUGUAGCGGAAAAUUAUCAAAACAAACUAUCUGAACUAUUUCCUGAUAUUACCAUUAAAGUAACUCCAAAGGCAGAUGCAUUAUUUCCAUGCGUCAGCGCUGCAAGCAUUAUUGCCAAGGUAACUAGAGAUAAAGUCCUAAGUAAUUGGAAAUUUCCAGAAGAUGAAUCCUAUAAUUCAUCCGAUUAUGGAUGUGGAUAUCCAUCUGAUCCAGCUACACAAAAGUGGUUGAAUUCAAAUUUGGAUAAGGUGUUUGGUUACCCACAAUUUGUGAGGUUUAGUUGGUCAACAUGCCAGAAAAUCUUGGAUGAGUCUGCAGUUCGCGUUCAUUGGGAGGAUGACGAGGAAUUUGAUAACGAUAAUACCGUUUCGCUACUAUCAUUCUUCACUCAGAAAGGAGUUCAGGAAAAAGCUGUUAAACGGCACAACUUUCUGGAGUCGAGAAAGCUAAAACAAGUUGUCAAGUUUUAA